AUGUCGCUUCUUAUCGUGUAUCAUGAUAUCCGGUCGAUCCGCGUUUGUUCUGAUUGCAGUUCUCACUCACGUAUCGACUCUGAUCUCAACGUUCUCAUUCGCCACGACCUGCUGAACAGAAUGGCUUCGCAAGCUCGGGAAAGCUUUCAGACCAUACUUCUUACAGAGUCCCAUCGUAGGACAUCACUGUGUCUUUUAGUGUAUAAUCGUGAUGUAAUCUUUUUUCUCACUGCGUUGCUAGAUGGUCCACCGUCUUCACACGUUUCCUACAAUGUUAGCACAUACCUUCCUCAUCUCCAAACAUAUUUCUAUCUUAGAGAUAACAGUAUCGUGCCUCAUCUUGCGGGGUAA
Messenger RNA from Thelazia callipaeda (thelaziosis nematode), 351 nucleotides. NCBI's taxonomy places the organism in Eukaryota, Metazoa, Nematoda, Chromadorea, Rhabditida, Thelaziidae. The record is from the annotation of a GenBank genome assembly.